Molecule: messenger RNA, 883 nt
Organism: Cuscuta campestris
Lineage: Eukaryota; Viridiplantae; Streptophyta; Magnoliopsida; Solanales; Convolvulaceae
Source: the annotation of a GenBank genome assembly
GAUCUUCAAUUCUCUGUCCACAGUCUCAGGGGAUUAUCAGAGGACCCGAUUCCCGGCCCUGACGAAGGGUGGAUCUGCUCCGUUGAGAGGGUUUCCAUGAGAAAUUCCAUAUCCAUCUCAGAAUCUUUGCUUCAGAGGGAUGUCAACAUAGGCCUGAUUGACAUUAUUGAUAAUCUUGAGCUUCAUUUUGUAGAUGGGAUCUCCCCGCGAAUGGAAGCCACAAAAAGGGGUGCCGGAGGAAAGGCUAGCAGUAGUGAUUCAGUUUCUGACCAAAACGGUGGGCCAGAAUCCGAGAUAGUUUCGGAAUCAAGUGUUCAGCCCUUCAAUUCAAAGCCAUUCUCAUCUAAAGCAGCACCUCUAUGGGAAGGCUCUGGUAUUUUGCCAGAAUCUGGUGUUGUUGACGAAGGAAGGUCGUCUGCACUGAGUUCCUCCAAGGGCAAAGAAGGUUGUGAUGGCUCUUCUGAAAACUUGGCUGCACAGGGGAAUAUACCGCUCAUUCCGUUAAACAAUGGGGGGGGAGCUAAAAGCACCCCAUCAGAGCACAGGGAGAGGGAAAAAUGCCGAGGGCAAGAAAAAGAAAACGAAUGAGUAAUCAUCCUCGUUGAAGUUUGAUUGGUUCUAUUUGGUUUCUUUUUAGGAAUAUGCAGCUAUGGUUGAAGUAACAAUAAGGCAUGUCUUACUGCCUUAUUGUUGUAGUAACAACUGGUUCUCCUGAACUAUAGAAGCUGGUUUUAGAUUUUGGCAUAUAUAAAGGGUGUUUGGGAGUGAUUAACUUGUGGGUAAAGUGAUUUUCACAAAAGCGGAAAACAGAAGCACCAUAUAUUUGCUUCUCCGAAAUGGUGUUCUAUGUACGAAAUGAUGGUAAGAAAAGUAGAAGUUGGUA